CCGAUGCCAUAAUUAUAUAAACUGAUCACGCAGUUAUAUUAUCGCUGUACAGUCUCUUUACUUCACCGCUGCUCAAAUCGUUCAGUUCUUCUCUGUUUUGCUUGCUUGCUUGCUUGUGUUUAAACUCUGACUAUCAGAGCUAGGCAAGAUGGUGCAGUUAAAAGUAUCAGAUAAUCCAAAGGACCAUCUAGACCAGAAACCGAUCGCAGAAGCACCGAGUACUGUUGUUGUGCUACCGACGGCACCGCCCCGGGCCAAGUCAUCAUGCUGCACUAGGCGAGUCAAGAUCUCGGUGGUUGUCGUGUGUUUCGUUGGUACUCUGGCAAUCCUUGGUUGCCUUGUGGGGUUCCGCUUGUAUCGCCGUUACGGUUGUGACACCAGGCAGCGUAUUGACGAUGGUGGGUUAAUCGACAAGUUGUACGGUGGCGACUGGGCUGACGGCUUGGACGGAGACCACGAUUUCGGCAUGAGCCCCGACGACCAGCGUGACGGUCGCCACCACCCAGACGGCGAUAUGGAUCGGGAUGGCCACGACCAAGAUGGCAGCCGCCGCGGCGGUCAUGGUGGUGGCCAUAGUGGCGGCCAUAGUGGCGGCCAUAGUGGCGGCCAAAGUGGCGGCCCUGAUGGCGACCAUGAUGGUGGUCGACGAGGCGGUGACCACGACGGUAGUCAUCACGACGGAGGUCCACCUCCCCCCGCUCCACCAUCAUAUUAGAGCGCCUUCUAGAGUUCAGCCACUGAUGGUUCACUGAAGUGGCAACCUGUCGGAUAACGUGCUCUUCACAAUCAUGUCGGCAAUUUAACUGGGGUUCCUUGCUGAAUUUUAGCAUGGUUUUAGCAGUGUUUCGCUUUUGCAAGAAAACCUGGACAGUGGAAACAGUAAUUUGUUGUCUUUUCACACGGUGUACAUUUUGGAUUUUUUUUCACAAUCAUCCUACCAUUUACCAAGGGACCUUUGCAAAAUUGCUCUCGUGUGAAAGGGGCUUUAGAACAACAAAAUGCAUUGGAAUUGACCGAGGCUGGUAUUGGAAACUCAUGACAUGCGCUCUCCAGUUGUUCGGGGAUAUGUUUUUACUGUUGUAAAUAGUCUUAUUGUUGCAAGGAAUAGUAGAUAUAAUUGAUACGAGAUCAAAUCAAUUACAUUGACCACAAAGGUAUUCAAUUAAAUUUUAGACAACAAGUAAUCAUAUUUUAUUACCAAAUAAACAAAUUUUAAAAGCAGUCAGCGAACAAACAACGUGCCUGGAAACUGACUUCAUAGUUUCUAUUCGGAUGCAACACAUUGCUUGUAUUAAAAUCUUUGCUUUUUGUAAAAUUGUUAACUUGUCCUGUCCGCAUGUUGGAAUAACCUUUUGAAGAAAAGAAUUUGCUUUGAGAUUAUUGUUCCAUCAAACGUAAUGCAUGCAUCGUGUGCUUCUGUGUACACGGACUAAUUUGGGCAGGUAGAAUGAACGAAAUAUAAAGCUCUUGAUAAUCAAUUACUAUUCAUGCAAGCCCCGCCCUCUACAACCACGUGUGCUAACGUGCACGUAACCAUGGCUGUGAUUGGUCAGUUUCAUCCAGAAGUAAGUGCAAGCCCCGCCCACUACACUCACACGUGUUCACGUGCAAAUAAUCAAGGCCCUGAUUGGUCAACUCAUCCAGAAGUUAGAACGUAGCAAUAUAGGUUCAUUACAAAUUGUGCACGCUCCAACACUGCUUAUUAUUCUUAAAAACUUAGAUAAUAAAAAUGUUUGCUCUAAAAUCCCUU
Asterias rubens (European starfish) is the source of this 1750-nucleotide messenger RNA. Its product is annotated as TATA-binding protein-associated factor 2N-like. The record is from RefSeq and is a predicted model, not a curated record. Lineage: Eukaryota; Metazoa; Echinodermata; Asteroidea; Forcipulatida; Asteriidae. The transcript has 4 exons. Bases 149 to 715 code for a protein of 188 amino acids.